Molecule: messenger RNA, 1389 nt
Organism: Teleopsis dalmanni
Lineage: Eukaryota; Metazoa; Arthropoda; Insecta; Diptera; Diopsidae
Product: transcription factor E4F1
Exons: 2
Coding region: 111-1196 (361 amino acids)
Biological process (GO): regulation of transcription by RNA polymerase II
Cellular component (GO): nucleus
Molecular function (GO): transcription cis-regulatory region binding; DNA-binding transcription factor activity, RNA polymerase II-specific
Source: RefSeq, a predicted model, not a curated record
AAAAAUAAAUUAUUGUGAUAUACUCACCCUGUAUUCUCUUUUUCAUCAUAUGGGAAGGAAGCAUAAAAUUAGGAAUAAUAGUAGAGGAAAUAAUAUUGUUAUUCAAGAAAAUGUUAUCAAUUACUCCACCAGUUGAGGAAUUGGUUCCUAGUCACAAAAUUAGGUGUGCACAGCUUAACUGUGGAGCUGUUUUUACAAAUGCAGGAAAUUACGAAUUGCAUAUGCUAAAGAAACACAACGUUACUCUAGUGAAACCAAAUCAAUCAAACUUAUUUUAUUGCCCCGAAGCAAACUGUGCUUACAAUGUUAAGAACAACAGCAAGCACUUUAAAAAUCUCAAAUAUCUACGUCAACAUUACCAAAAAGUACACAUGUCUAAGGUUUACAUUUGUCCAGAUUGUGAGAAAGGUUUUUCCACUGCUAGUCGGCUAAAAGCCCACACUCAGAAGGAGUGUGGAAUACUAUUCGUUUGCAGUGACUGUGGAACGACAUACGCUACCAACGAAGCGCUACUUACACACAUCAAGCGAAAGGGACAUUCCGCAAAUAAAGUCUCAAAGUUGGCCACGACCAAAACCAAAUUUCAAAAUAAAGUUUUGAAUGCAAAGAAUAAAGGAAAAAACAACAAUAAAAUGUCAACAAAAGAACAAGAAACCCAAACUGAAGAUACACAAACUACUAAAGCUUCACAGAUAGGUAGUUCCCAAACAGAGACUUUUUGCAUUAACUCUGAGGCUUCAAUAUCAAACGAUCUAAAUAUUAUACAAUCUAUACUACGUGAUAUAGAAACACAAACUGACGCUUCCGAGAAAUCAGAUAUGGAUAAAAUGCUUGCCCAAUCCUCCCAUACACACACACAAACUUGCGAGGAUAUAUUUUUAGAUAUAUGCAUGGCAGAUAUGAAAAAGCAACCAAAUUGGUUGGCACUACCAAUGAAUAAUGAUAAAAAUCCUUAUGUUUCAACGGCAACUUCUCCAACCGCAUAUAUUCCAGACGAAUUGUUUGUUUCAACCGAAACACAAACCAGUUUUACACAAUGCUUGAUGGAUUCUAGAGCUAAUGGAGCCGAAAACACAUUCGGCAGUCUUUGUAAUACGCAGUACACACAGACUUGUGAUACUUUGUUGGAUGGUUUAUUUGGAGUACAGGAUAACGAUUUGAUUGCUAAUUUUACGUCAGCUUAUACGCAAACAUGAUGGUUUGAUUCAAAUAUACAUUUUAAUGAAAAUUAUAGAAAGGUAAAAGACAAAAACUGUUGAUGAGUAAAUCUAAAGCAUAACCAGAAAUGGUAGAUAACACAUAGUAUGUAGAUUCUAUGUAUCAUCUCUGAAAAUGGUGUAGUUUUAUGUAAAUAUGUAUAAUUAAUUUGUUGCUGUAUUAUAAAAUUAA